This is a messenger RNA of Colletotrichum orchidophilum, 705 nucleotides long. RefSeq lists its product as uncharacterized. The transcript has 2 exons. The coding region runs from base 1 to 705 and encodes 234 amino acids. The record is from RefSeq and is a predicted model, not a curated record. NCBI's taxonomy places the organism in Eukaryota, Fungi, Ascomycota, Sordariomycetes, Glomerellales, Glomerellaceae.
AUGUUACUGCACGGGGCCCAAUCUCCUUCCCACGCGCUGGAGGCGGAUCAGCACCAGCAUCCGCAGGCGAGGCAGCUAAGGCGCAAACGAAAAGCUGAGUCCCAGGACAACGAACAGAAAAAUGGCCAGAAGCUCUAUGUGCCGGUGGAGGAGCCGACCCCGUCUUCAAGCACCCCAAUCCCCGCAGACUCGUCAGCAUCCACAUCUCCCACCACCACCCGUCGCCGACGUCGUGAUCGCGCAUCGUACGUCGAUGAAGAAGUGAUGCAGCUCGACGACUCAAAGCACAAAGUCUACAUCUACAACAUUGACGACGAGCUAUCUUCCUCCGAGAGCGAGCCCGACGAGGGCAAGCUGGUCUUCCUGCCGAAUAUUGAGAAGCACCUGCGCCAGACGCGCAUUCCUCCGUCCAUUUUCGCCAACGAUGAGGGCCAGCUUGCAGGCAUGCAGGUGGUUCUCUAUAACGAGCCCGCGUCCUUGACGGUACCCCGUGAGCAGGACAGUGUUCGCAAGGCCAUUGUCGAGUCACGCGCUCGUAUGCGCGAAAGGCAGCGUCUUGAGCGCGAGGGCAGAGGCGCGCCGGUGCAGAUGCCUCCGCCCUUCGUAUCUCAGCAACCUGUAGACGCCAUCAUUCCGGACCCUCCAACCCCGACCGGGAUGUCGGCACCUGUUGACUACGAUUCCGACGCUAUGGAUAUGGACUAG